Molecule: messenger RNA, 2262 nt
Organism: Lathyrus sativus (Indian pea)
Lineage: Eukaryota; Viridiplantae; Streptophyta; Magnoliopsida; Fabales; Fabaceae
Source: the annotation of a GenBank genome assembly
AUGGAAAGGCCGGCACAUCGGGCAUGGAUGUAUAAUAGGCGUACUGUUGGUCGAAAAGGGUUUACACCUGAAUUUUUGCAAGGCCUCAAAGAGUUUCUGAAUUUUGCUUGUCAACAACCACAGUAUUUGAAUGAGGGUGUAAUAAGUUGUCCGUGUAAGCUAUGUAAAAAUGAAAGGCGCCUAACUCCAAAGGGAGUGAAUGCUCAUGUUCGUCAGAAAGGGUUUACACCCAGAUAUUGGUAUUGGACAUCCCAUGGAGAAGAAGUCCCUCAAAUGAAUUUUGAUGUUGAUAUGGACUCAAACGCAAUUCCUUACAGUAGUCAAGAAGAUAUUGGGUUUGAUGAUGCUGAUCUUAAUGACCAAAAUUUUGUACAAAAUGUAGGGGUGCCUCCAAAUGUGGAAGCAACUGAAAUGUAUGAUAUGUUGAAUUCAACUCAUCAACCUUUACAGCCAGGGUACAGAAAUACAUCAAACUUGUCUGCCGCUAUCACAAUGAUGAAUUUACAAUCUAAAUACAACAUGUCACAAGAUUGUUUCAAUGACGUGUUAAAGUUAAUGGGGGAGUCAAACCACAACGGGAAUGUAAUUCCUUCAAAUUCUAGGGAUACAGAGAGAACAGUGCAGCCUGCUAAAAUGUCAAGUAAAAAGAAACGUGCAGAAACCCAUGCUCCCUUGAUAAUUCCUUCAAAGUCUAGCAAUACAAAGAAAACUCUGCAGCCAACUAAAAUGUUAAGAAAAAAGAAAUCUGCACAAACCCGUGAUCCAUUGGCAAGGCCAUCUGAUACCCUUCAAACUUUUUCUAACCAAGCCACUCAACCUCCAUCUCGAACUAAGCCUCGAACUAAACUUAAACGACCUCCACCCACUAAACCACUAAACUUUAGUACGCAACCCCAACCCUCUCAAGCACAUCCUCAACUUCGCCCGCGACCCCAACCCACUCCACCCACUCAACCUCAACUUCUCCCGCGACCCCAGCCCACUCCAUCCACUCAACCUCAACAUCGCCCGCGACCCCAACCCACUCCUUCCACAAAACCUCAACAUCGCCCGCGACCCCAACCCAUUCCUUCCACUCAACCUCAACAUCGCCCGCAACCCCAACCCACUCCGCCCACUCAACCUCAACUCCGCAUGCAACCUCAACCCACUCCACCUCGACCUCAACCUCAACCUGUGACACCUCAAUCUGAACCAAACCCUGUCAUAUCUCCAACCAUUCCUGCCCAAGUCCUUCAAUGGCAAGAAUUUUCAACAGUCAACUUAAAUCAGAACAAAAUCCCUAUACUUCCAGAAGGAGACGGGUUUGAUCAACACACGUUGGUAGUGAAGGCAAUUGGUUCAAUCAUACGUACUUACUUGGCUGAGGGAAUACCAUCAUGGAAGCAGAUACCUAAAAAGCAACGAGAUUCGUGGUUUGAUAUAUUUAAAUCAAUGUUUACAUGGCCACCUGAACAUAAAGACCUGGUACGACGUAACUUUGAGAAAAGGGGUUCAGCUAAAAUGAUUCAAUUAAUGCAAGAUGCUAGAAGAAAUUCAGAUCACAAACCAAUUUGGAUGGAAGAGUGCGUGUGGGCACAGUUGAAGGCACAUUGGGAAUCCUCAAAAUACAAGACAAUAUCUGAAAUAAAUAAAAGAAAUUCUGAGUCUAUGGCUGACGCAUCUCUUCACACUGGUGGAUCAAUUCCUCAUCGCUUGCAUUGGAAGCGAAUGAAGGAGGCAAAUGGGACAGAUCCAUCCAUGGCUGAGUUUUAUUUUCGUACGCACCGAAAGAAGGAUCAAAGUUGGGUGGGUCCAUCUGCGGAGUCUGCUUAUAAGAAAUUUGAACAAAGAAAAUUGGAAUUAUCUUCCCAUCUUGAUUCAGGAGAGAAUAGUGGCGAUAAUCAACAACCCAUAGGAAUGCCAUCUGACCUGGAUAUAUGGGUAGAUUCAAUUGGACAUAAAAAGGGAAGGGUGUUUGGUCUCGGAUCUGUUACCAAAACAUUGGUUCCAUCUGUUAGGCCUCCUGGAAAUUCAGGAGAUGUCAAUGCUUUAAGAAGUCAGAUUCAUGCACUUAACGAGUCGUUGCAUAAACAGGAACAAGAGAAGCUAGAAAUGAAACAAGAGUUAACUGAGACUAGAAAACAAGUAGCAGCUUUAAUGCAACAUCUAGGAUUUGCUGGCUCUUCUUCUCGUCCAUUUUCAGUAUCUCAAAACAGCAAUGAUACUGAUAAUGGUGAUGAUGGUACUGAUGAUGAUGAUGGUGGUGAUGAUAUGGAGUAG